GGCCUCCGGUAACGGUCCAACCACGAAAGGGACUUCUAGAAGGAUGACCAAUAUCGGGAGGCGGAAAUAGCGGGUUGGCGUUGAUGGCUGCGUUUGGCGAAGCAAGCCAUGUCAAGCCACUGAUGAUUCGACAACCCAUCGUUUGGACUAUUUCUUUUGUUAUUUUAAUCGAGCAAUGGUGUUGGGCGCAUUGUAAACAGAAGCAUCGUCUUUUUUUAUAUCAUUUUCAAGCGUAUCAUGUCCUGGCAGGGUGGCGGUUCCUUGCAUUUAUGAGAAAGGACAGCAGGGCUUGCUUAUUGCCCAGGGGUCGGGUCGAUGGAAUGGGGAGGCUCAGUCUAUUUACCCUCCAAGACCAUUUUUGUGUUACAGGAGGCUGCAUUUUCAAGACACAGCGCGCCAUGGUGAAGAUAAGGCAGGGCAGGACGGUGCCGGGCAAACACGAAUGGGUAUGAAUCAUGGGAAGAGAGAGACCUUUGGUAGGCCAAGAGGUCUAAAGCCGAGCAGACAGGAAGUUCAGUUCCAAAGACAUCUGGUUUUGGAUUUGUCUGUCCCCAGAGGCCAAGAAGAAAAGAGGCGUAGAUGAUAUACUCCUGUCGUUGACGCCCAAGAAAUAUCAAGCAAAGCAAAAUAGACAAGAGGUUGUUCUCAUGUCAGCACAAAGAUGCCAAGAGCACAUAUCCAAGAUUUUUU
This is a messenger RNA of Fusarium oxysporum Fo47, 690 nucleotides long. RefSeq lists its product as uncharacterized. Bases 84 to 452 code for a protein of 122 amino acids. The transcript has a single exon. NCBI's taxonomy places the organism in Eukaryota, Fungi, Ascomycota, Sordariomycetes, Hypocreales, Nectriaceae. The record is from RefSeq and is a predicted model, not a curated record.